Rubroshorea leprosula is the source of this 1437-nucleotide messenger RNA. NCBI's taxonomy places the organism in Eukaryota, Viridiplantae, Streptophyta, Magnoliopsida, Malvales, Dipterocarpaceae. The record is from the annotation of a GenBank genome assembly.
AAUCUCCUCUUUCUCUUUUGUAUUGAUAUGCCCCUAUGUGUUGUUUACUUACUCCACGCAACUUCCACCCUGACACUCUUCCUUUCAUCCUCUAUUCUUUCUUCUGAGCAAUGGAGUCGAAGCUUCUGUUUCUUUCCUCUCCAGGUGUAGCUGCUCUUAAAGGGUCCAAGUUUUCCAAACCCAGCUGCACUUUGACCCUGAAACCCAUACAAAGUCCCAGGUUCAUGGUGGGGGAUUCAUCAAGAUUGGCAAAGAACAGCAUUCAAUCCAUUCAGGUUUCUGCUACCUCUUCUGGAUCACUGUCUAUCAAGGAAAGGGUGGAUGAGAGCGAGAACUUGACUCUUGAUGCCAUAAGGCGUUCUUUAAUUCAACAAGAGGACAGUAUAAUAUUUAGCAUUCUAGAGAGAGCUCAAUAUUGUUAUAAUGCAGAUACAUAUGAUCCCAAUGCUUUCUCAAUGGAUGGGUUCCAUGGCUCUUUGGUGGAGUAUCUGGUUCAAGAGACUGAGAAGCUUCAUGCUCAGGUUGGCAGAUACAAGAGCCCAGAUGAGCAUCCUUUCUUCCCAGACCAGCUGCCUGAGCCGCUGUUGCCUCCUAUGCAAUAUCCAAAGGUACUGCACCCCUGUGCUGACUCGAUUAACAUCAACAAAAGAGUAUGGGAUAUGUACUUCAGAGAUCUCAUUCCGAGGCUUGUGAAGCAGGGCAACGAUGGCAAUUGUGGAUCUACUGCUGUUUGUGAUACAAUGUGUCUGCAGACACUUUCAAAAAGAAUUCACUAUGGUAAAUUUGUAGCAGAGGCUAAAUUUCAAGAAUCUCCUAAUGACUAUACAGCUGCUAUUAGGGCACAGGACAGGGACAGACUGAUGGAAAUGCUUACAUACCCGGUGGUUGAAGAGGCAAUCAAGCUAAGGGUGGAAAUCAAAGCCAAAACUUAUGGGAUUAAAGUAACUGUGGGCAAGCAGCAAAAUGAUGCAUAUCCGGUGUACAAGAUAAAACCAAGCUUGGUUGCUGAUCUCUAUGGGGAGUGGAUCAUGCCACUCACAAAGGAAGUUCAAGUUGAGUACUUACUAAGGAGGUUGGAUUGAAUCCAUAAGCCGUUUUGUUUACCUUAUGAAAUGCAGCCACAUCGGAGCCCUUCCUGUUGUUGCUGUUGUGUAGUUGUGUAAGAAGACUAAGGUAUGUUUCCUUUAUGUAAAGAAAAAAACCUCAUGAGUGGGGGCUAUAUCAAACGAGAAAAUUGUUUUACAUGACAGAUUGUAUGUAGUCCGUCUCUUAAUUUUCUUGUUAUAUUAUUUAUUAAAGACAUUUAAAUAAUUUUACAAAAUAAAUUACAUACAAUCUCUCUUGUAAAGCAAUUCUCUUAUAUCAAGUAUGGUACCUGUCUCUUUUGUUAAGUAUUCCACUUUCUUUUCCCAAAAAAAAUAAAGUUAAAUGUCAAUU